Molecule: messenger RNA, 3716 nt
Organism: Jaculus jaculus (lesser Egyptian jerboa)
Lineage: Eukaryota; Metazoa; Chordata; Mammalia; Rodentia; Dipodidae
Gene: Lmo3
Product: LIM domain only 3
Exons: 4
Coding region: 547-984 (145 amino acids)
Biological process (GO): positive regulation of transcription by RNA polymerase II
Cellular component (GO): nucleus
Molecular function (GO): DNA-binding transcription factor binding; transcription coactivator activity
Source: RefSeq, a predicted model, not a curated record
CCGCGAGCAGUGGGGGAGAGACCCGAGCUGUUCCUCUGUGGUCGUGACAAGCGCUGCCCGGGCUCCCUCCGCGGGCUCGGUAAUAAGCGGGUGACCUUUCUCUCCGCCGGUGUUACGUGUGGCUGCGAAGCGAUUGCGCUCUGCGGCUGAGAGCCGGGCUUCCGCGCCGCCGCCAGCGCCGCCGCCUGCCCGGGGACCGCGGGCUGCAGCCGGGACCCGCCGCGUCCUCCUCGCGCCGUCCGCGGGCCGCGGUUGCCUAAAAGGAAGACACCUGUGGCUCCCAUGUGGUCCACACCAAUACUUGGCGGAUCCUUGAGGACCUCAUUAUUUUAAACUUAAAAAGAGAGAGAGCGAGAGGGAGAAAGCGAGGGAGAGAGAAAGAGAGCGAGCUCGAUUCCCUCCCCCUUUUCUUCUCUCUCUCUCUCUCUUUUUUUUUUUUCCAAACAAUGAUUCUUUUUGACCUUUCCCAAGGAGAAGCGCUACCAAGCAGCCAGUGUGCUCGCUGAACGGCAUCCCCCUGUAUCGCUUAAUUGAGAAGGUAUACAAAUGCUCUCAGUCCAGCCAGACACCAAGCCGAAAGGUUGUGCUGGCUGCAACCGAAAGAUCAAGGACCGGUAUCUUCUAAAGGCCUUAGACAAGUACUGGCAUGAGGACUGUCUGAAGUGUGCCUGCUGUGACUGUCGCCUGGGAGAAGUGGGUUCCACCCUGUACACGAAAGCCAACCUUAUCCUUUGUCGCAGAGACUAUCUGAGGCUUUUCGGUGUGACGGGUAACUGUGCUGCCUGUAGUAAGCUCAUCCCUGCCUUCGAGAUGGUGAUGCGGGCCAAGGAUAAUGUUUACCACCUCGACUGCUUUGCCUGUCAGCUUUGUAAUCAGAGAUUUUGCGUUGGAGACAAAUUUUUCUUAAAAAACAACAUGAUCCUUUGCCAGACAGACUACGAGGAAGGUUUAAUGAAAGAAGGCUAUGCGCCCCAGGUCCGCUGAUCCAUCAGCAGUGCUCCAUUUACAACACAAAGCACUACAUUCCUUUAUCUUUUUUGCUCCACAUGUAUAUAAGAAUUGGCACACGAACCUACUGGAUAGCUUAGUUAUAGGAAAGCAGAAUGGUUAUAUGGAAUAAAAGGCGGACUGCAUCUGUAUGUAGUGAAAUUGCCCCAGUUCAGAGUUGAAUGUUUAUUAUUAAAGAAACAAAAAAGUAAUGUACAUAUUGCUGGAAUUUUUUUGCUUGCUAUUUCGUUUUUGUGUCACUUGGCAUGAGAUGUUUAUUUUGGACUAUUGUACAUAAUGUAUUGUAAUAUUUGAAGCACAAAUGUAAUACAGUUUUAUUGUGUUACCAUUUGUGUUUCGUUUGUUUCUUUGUAUCGUUGCAUUUAGUACAAUCAGUGUUUAAACUUAAUGUAUAUUUAUGCUUUCUGUAUCUACCAGCUAUUUUAAAUGAGCUGUAACUUUCUAGUGGAGAACUGAAGAGCCAAUCUCUCUAAGGAUACACAGAUAGGUAAAGCAAAUCUGUCAAAGUUAGAAAUCCGAAGACAAACCCUGACACAAAACAUCUUAGUGACGCCAGGAUGAUGGCCAGGAUGGAGUCAUCUGCCAGUGCUCUCAUGAGGACCCCUAUUUUCAAGGGGUUGAAGAUCAGCUUUAAAAAAAAAUACAUGAAAAUUUCAUCUCAAAGCACUUUCAUUUUAUACCAACAUGAAAAGUGCCAUUUUUAGAAAACCUCUAAAGCUUAACAAUAUACUUUUAACAUUUCUUAUUGUGCUUUUUAUCUACAUAAUAGCUUUAUUUGACAUUUUUUCAGCCACACCCCCUUAUGUGAACUAGUGCCUUUGGGUAUCAUAUGAAACUUUUUCCAAAGGGUUAAUUAAACACACACACACACAUACACACACACUACACACAUACACACAUAAUAAAAUAUUAACACAAUUAUGAGACAAUUUUAAAUAACAAGUUUCUCACAUGAAUGUUGCCCAAACAUUCUACAGGAGAUGAAAACUUAGUAUCAUUGUGGUUUAAUGAAUUUAUGGCACUGAACAGAGAGCUAAGUGUGAAUCUACUCCAAUCAGGAUAGUGCACGCUGAAGCUAUGAUGGUUUCUGAGUCACAAAGUGACUUCCUACCAGCAACAGAAUAAUACUUUGGAACAUUCUAGAAGAAGAGAAAGUGAUUGAUUAAAAACUGGGAACUCUUUGGUGGUUAUAUGUGUUCUAGUCUUGACUUGCCAUUUAUUUUAAUGUUUAAAACACUUUAAAUCUGGUAUGUCCUACUUUCUCAUCCCUUUAAAUUAUUUACCAUCUCCCAACUCAGAAUAUAUAACACUUUGGUUAAAAUCUGUUAUUCUUUUUUUUUUUCUUUGAAAGUGAAUUUUUUGAGGGGGGAGUCCCUCCCUUUACUUAAAUGAUAGCUGAUGAAGAAGAAUGUUCUAGAAACAGUAAUUGUGGGAAAUGUUACUUACAUUACAAUUGAGGAAAUAAAACCAAGGAUAUGGUCCUUAUUCUGAAACACUCACACUUUAUGCCUUUGCUUCUGGUCUUUGCUCUGGGUCAGCCUCUCACCAAAUCUCCUCUUGCAGUCACUGUGGACCACAUCUGCUCUACAGAAAGCUCAGCCCUGUGGGUCUUUUUGUUUCUUGAGCACUUGCAUAGGAAACAGUAUUUACCAAUGCUAUUUACAUACGUUCUUUUUUUUUUUUAUCCUGUCAGCAUAUGCAUUACAGAUGAAAAUUAAAUGUUAUACCUGAAUUUUGGCUUUUUUUUUUUGAUUUGGGGCCCAAGAUAUUCAGCUGGAAAUAAUUCUAAUGUGGACUUGAGUUGUUUCAAAACAAAACUUUAUUAUGAGCAUGCAUGAGAAUCUAUUGCCUCAAGGUCUUAAGAAAAUGGUUCUGUGAAGAGUAGAUGCUAUGCAUUGCAAAGGCUUCAUGGUUAAGAGUAUUCUAAGGGCCACCUCACCCAAAAUGGAGAUACGUUGAAGAAACAAAAGUCAAAACUAGCCAUUUGAAGUCUGCAAAGCAUUUUUUUUUCUUUUACCCAUAGCAGUUUACAUUCAUUUCACGCAGAGGUAGAACCUACCUCGUGGGUGUAAACUUGUGUCAGUAUGUUUUUCAAUGUUUCUCAAAUGAUCUUGUUUUAGAUUAAGAUGGCUUUGGCAUAUCUUCUGUCCAUAUGUCCACCUACCUGUACGCUUCCCUGGGCUUCUUGAAGCUGUUCAAUUACACCUUGUCAACCCCAAAACUAAACAUGAUUCCCAUAACUUUUGCCCAAUCCUUCAGGAAUUAAUUCCUAUGUCUGUUAACAGUGAACAAGAAUUUUGCUCACAUGAGUGAAAGAUUAAGGCCUUAAUCUGUUCGGAUAAUUUUUAACCCCUAAGACAUUGCGAGGGGAGACAACAAACUUGCAGUUUUAGGUUGUUCUCCAGCUGGUUGCCCACCUGUAGCCUCUUUGAACAGGGGUACAAAACUCAUUGUCUUGAGAAUUGAAAGGCCCUCAGUUGUGCUGAGCUCUCUGCUAUGCAGUGUAGCCCUGAAGUCAUGUCAUCUGAUCCUCCCGUGGGACAGCUGCCAUGGAAUUGGGAUUGGUCAACAGUGAAGAAGCUCCUCCCAACAGGCACCUCUGCUUCCGAAGAGGGACCAGAUGCACCGGUGUUGCUAAACUUAAAAGUUGACCUGUGUUUGUGAUUUCACUUUCAUCUGGCUUAAUAAAUAUCUGCUGGUUUCUUUCA